Molecule: messenger RNA, 4254 nt
Organism: Corythoichthys intestinalis (scribbled pipefish)
Lineage: Eukaryota; Metazoa; Chordata; Actinopteri; Syngnathiformes; Syngnathidae
Product: lethal(3)malignant brain tumor-like protein 4
Exons: 17
Coding region: 707-3049 (780 amino acids)
Biological process (GO): negative regulation of DNA-templated transcription
Cellular component (GO): nucleus
Molecular function (GO): histone binding; chromatin binding; zinc ion binding
Source: RefSeq, a predicted model, not a curated record
AUCGCGAUCGGCGGGGUCCGCGGUAUCCUCCGGCGGCUCUCUGCCGCCCGGUUGACCGCGCGCGCGCGGGCGGUUGCUGCGGAAGCUCCUCCGACAUAACAGCGGCAGGCACUUUAGUGGCGUCGACACGGACAAGUUAGCUAGCCCUGAUGAUGAUGAUGAUGCCGGCCGGGGCCAGACCUUCGCAAUAAAGUUCAACUUGCAUUUUUAGGAUGACUUACUUACAGUCCUAACCUUUUCAACAAUUUGAAAUUGUGUUUAUGCGCCAUACACUCUUGUUAUCAUAUUCCGAUUUUCAACUCGCUAUCAAAAUACUCGACACUAUUCUCAAUACAAAUAAAACCAAAAAACUCUUUUAUUAUUAUUAUUAUUUUGUUUUUGUAACUCUUUCACUGUCAUUGACGAUAGACGUCCAGUCACGUGGCGUUUUAUUAUUCGAAAAGAGUUUGUCACCCGUCCAUGCAUCCAUCUCCACUUGAAGUUGUUGCUUUCAGUACUAAUGACGGCGCUAGACGUCCCAUCCGUCCGAAUGGAUUGGACGUGUAGCGCCAUUAAGUAAGGUGAUCGUUUCUGAUGAAUUCGUCCGUUAAAGGGAGAUUUCAGUGGAAUCGUCUGCUUUUUCUUCUGAUUUAUGCAUGCUCAUUUUUUCAACUCUGCUUUUUCCCCCCUUUUCCACUGGAAGACUUGACGUGAUCGAGAUAUAUGCAUGCACCCCAAAAAGAUGAAGAACAAAACUAGCAGCUCUCCAGUGAGUGGGAGGAGACGUUUGUGGUCAUGGCAACACUAUCUGAAGCAGCAGAACGCCCAAGCGGCUCCCCUGGAGAUCUUUACGCAGUUUCAGGGAUUUCCCACCAAAAAGAGUGCCUUCAAAGUCGGAAUGAAGCUGGAAGGAAUCGACCCGCUGCAUCCUUCCAUGUUUUGCGUCAUGACUGUUGCCGAGGUGAUCGGCUGUCGUCUGCGCGUCCAUUUCGACGGCUACCCGGAGUGCUACGACUUCUGGGUCAACUUCGACUCGGCCGACAUCCGACCGGCGGGCUGGUGUCGCCGCGUCGAACGCAGGCUCCACCCACCCAAAGGUUACAGUGAGAGCGAUUUCGAUUGGUCGUCGUACCUGCGGUCCACCGGAGCUCAGGCCGCACCUCCCGAGAUUUUCCCCUGUCGCGCGGCGUCGUGCGACUUUCAGGUGGGCAUGAAGUUGGAGGCGGUGGACCAAAAAAAUCCGAGCCUGGUGUGCGUGGCGUCGGUGGCCGACGUGGCGGACGAUCGCGUUCUGGUCCAUUUUGACAACUGGGACAACUCGUACGACUACUGGUGCGAUAGCGCCAGUCCUUUGAUCCGUCCCGUCGGGUGGUGCGAGGAACACGGACGACCUUUGACCGCGCCGCACGGUCACCCCGAUCCCGAGAACUUUACCUGGGAGGAAUACCUGCGAGAUUCGGGUUUCAAAGCUGCCCCGAGAGCGGCUUUUACCACGAGAGCUCCGCACGGUUUUCGGAUCGACCAAAGACUGGAAGCGGUGGAUAAGAGGAACCCCGUGCUGAUUCGAGUGGCCACCAUAACGGCGAUCGAAGAGCACAGAGUCAAGGUGCACUACGACGGCUGGUCUCAUCAUUUCGACGCGUGGUGCGACGCCGACCUGGCCGACCUCCAUCCGGCGGGUUGGUGUCAGCGCACCGGUCACCCGCUGGAGGCGCCUCCGGACUGGUCGGCGUCCCCCUCGCACUCUCAGGGCGCGUGUCCCACGUUGGGCUGCCGCGGAGUGGGGCACAUCAAAGGAGCCAAAUACAACGGACACCACAGCGCCUUCGGAUGUCCGUACUCGGAGAUGAAUAUGCGCAAGGAGCCGCUGCUUCCCGAUCGGCUCGGCGGAGCCGUCGCUCAUCAAGCCGGCGACCGUUCGGAAGGCAGGGAGAGCGGCGAGGUGACCGCAGAGUCCGGCGAUUCCCCUUUGGCCAAAAGAAGAAGAACGUCAGACAGGAAGUCCAAGUUCCCGCAGGUCAAACAGGAAGAGGCGGAACUUAAUAUUCCGGCCCGCGGUCCAGAGUUCCUCCAUCAGUCGGUCUUCCUGUCGUCGGCCCCGACCGCCCGCGACCCGUCGCUCUGCUGGGAGCAACACCGUAAACUUCUGCCGGGGGUCACCAGGGUCCGCGCCGGCGCCGUCCGCCGCUGGAGCGUGCGGCAGGUGUGCGCCUUCGUGGAGUCGCUUCCCGGUUGCGAGGACUCGGCCAAACAAUUCGACGACGAGCAAAUUGACGGGAAGGCCUUCCUUCUCCUCACUCAGCGAGACAUCGUCAGUAUCAUGUCCAUCAAACUGGGUCCCGCCCUCAAGAUUUACAAUUCCAUCUUGAUGUUUAAACACGAGGAAUGCGACCAAGACCAAGAGAAUCCGUCGCGCGGCGCCGACCGAAACCCGUCGCCCGAGAACUCCACGCGGGACGAAGACGAGAGCCGGUCGUCUUAUGAAGACGAGAAGCUAGUGGGGGAUUUGACCGAGAGCCGAGCAGGUCAGGAAGACCUGGAUCGAAAUUGUGAUAUUAACAAGAACCGGUCAGAUCGCCACCAUCGUGAAGAUGAGACUGACAAAAACCGAGACGGGAACCAGUUACUGAACAGGAAGCGGUCAGAUGAUGAUCAAAAACGGGAAAUUGACAGGAACCAAUCAGACAACGAAAAAAAGCCUGACCUGAUCAAGAAACAACCACCGGAGGACGAGAAGCAAUUAUAUCACAAGGACAUUGAUUCAAAACCUGAGAUUGACAUGAACCGUUCGAAUGAGAUGGAGACGCCGUCACGUGACCUGAACACAAGCCAAACACGAGACGACAAUAACCGUCCUUCAUCAGACGUCCAUCGCAAACGAGUCGCUGACGAGAACCGAGGAACCGAUGAAGACGAGGAGACAUUAGGCGACGGAGACAAAAACCAAGGAAACGGACCGUCUCGUGAAGACGAGAACCGAAAAGCUGAUUCGGGUGACGCAAAUCAGAAGCAAUCAGGUUUUGGCAAACACAAGUCCAAUUGUUUUGGGUGUAGGAAAUGGGGCAAUUGAACUGUUGUAUUUUGUAAACAAAACCAAAUGUUGGGGAAAGCUGACUUUUAGUGGUCCCUAACUGUCGACCAAUAACAUCUAUUUCUUUUCAAGGUCGUGAGAAAUAAUAAUAAUAAUAGUUCUGUGCUGAAUUCCCCUCGUGGAGGAAUGGGUUAAGUUUAGAAGCUGGCUAAGGGUAGGGGUUUAACAACUUUUUAGGUUAAAUAGUGGCAAGGUCUAAGAAUUCUGGUUAAGGUUAGCGCCAAUGUUUAGAGUAAGGGUUAAUGGUUUGGGGGGUUUUGGUUAGGUUUAGUAAAGGAGUAAGGGAAGUCGGCUUUACCGUUCGUGAUUGGUCAAAAGUUAGGGACCACUAAAAGUAAGGUUAGGUUAGCUAACCCUAACCCUAACCCUAACCCUAACCGUGCUAUGAGAGGACAAACCGUCCAAAUGUCAACAUUCCCUUUAGAGAUAACACGCUUAGAAAGACGCGAGCACCUUCCCCUCAGCUGCUUGAUUUUCAUUUGUCCGUCGGUCAGAGCUGAUAUUUAUAUUUUUGCAUUGUGUAAUAUGCUAGAGAGAAAAGUGUUUAUUUUGCAAAGCCUUUGUCGCUCUAUAUUUCUAUUUUUGUGUUGAAAAGAGUCCACUCAGGGAAAGCUACCAAAGACAGAGAACCACGUCCGUUCAAUCCGCAUUUCCCUUCUGGUUAGCACACCACUUUGCCGUAGCUCAGGUAGCCACGCGCACACACAAUGACACAAUGGGAAUACAAUUUCCCGGCUAAAAUUGGUUCAGGGGACUGCUGCUACUGCAGCCGCCGGAACCCGCCGCUUUACAUUGGACGAAUGGCUACCAACGGGAAUCAAUUCUGCCGGAGCGACGAGGAACGAACGGGUCCGAUCGGUGGGCAACGACGUCAGGGCUGACCGGCGGGUCAAAGGAGAAGAAAAUGAACUCGUGACAAGAGUUGAUGACAUGUUGAGCUAAUCGCAAAUGCGUUCACUACUAAUAAAGUUGUGUUUUGAGAAAUGUGGCAAGUCUUAUCAUUUUGCAGAAGUGCUACAUGCCGCUGUGACUUCACUCCUCACAAAUCAGAAUUCCAGUUCUGAAAGUUUAUUAACAUUUCAUGAUACUUUUCCCAAUUCAGUGCUUGAACAGUCAGUGAAAAAAUGUCCGACAUUUUCCAGAAGUAUUCAUUUUGUUUCCAGUUCCGCAGCUUUACGACAUGA